AUGCAGACCUCAAUCCGGAGUCGAGACACGGGCGCGAGCUUCGCAGCCCGGAGGGGGCACCUUCCACAGUUGUCGAUCAGCGACGAGAGCCAUCAUGUCACCGAGACGAUCGGCUACCUCUACGACGAUGAGCACGAAAACGAGUCGCGACAACAUUCAAUAUCCUCACGCCAACAUGCAAACUCCCACCACCCGGUGAUGGUCAAUGGGUCACAGAUGGAGGAGGAUUCGGCUUCAAGAGGGACUGCUGUUCAGAGGAAACAAUUGCCACCGAGAAGGGGAUCGAGCGACAAUGGAUUCGCCGAGUCAAACGGAGGUCACGUUGGGUCACCUGUAGAGGCUCAUCCUUGGGACCAGCAUCGGGGCUCGCCUUCACCGGUCCACGAUUCACACGAACGCUCGCCGUCCGAUACGGCCACCUCGCAAUUCCCUCUCAACAAUGUCGAUUAUGAAUCUAGCCCCGCUGGGCUGGCACAAGAGCUGAGCAAUCUACAAGCCUUGAGGAGGAUGUCCAUGAACGUUGGGGCUACCGACGACCCCGACCUCCCGCAGAUCAGCGCCGCUGCCAUGCCGAAUGCGCCGUCAUCCAGUUCGAGCGAAGACGAUGCCUCUCGUCUUUUUUGGGUCCCAGCCCGCCUCCAUCCCGAACUAGCACCCAAGGAGUUCAAGACAUUCCUCGAAAGUAAGGCGGAACAAAUACGGAGAAGAUCAGGAGAACUAUCCGCCUUCACGUCUCCUUCUUCGUCGAAAUCUGCUUCGCUCAGCCCCGAUGGCGUAAGCCCCAGCAGUCUGCGACGGAAGAAAUCGAUGCUGUCGCGUCAGAUCGAUAGUUCGGUAGGAUAUCAGGAUGGCGCGGAGCGGUUGGAAAGGAAGAAGUCACAAUCUCCGAAGUCCGCCCUGCCAGAUCCCAAUUUACAGGAGUUGGAAACCUUGGUUGCGACCACGACUGGGCUCUCCAACUUGAGCUUGGAAAGGCCAAUGGAGGACGAAACUGGCGACAUUAUCUUACCCUCUGUGCCAGGUUCUAGUCUGAAGAGAUCUACCCGGACCACGUACAGACGAGGUGGAAGUGUCAAAGGGCGAGGAGCAGACCGAGGGACUUAUGCUCAACGGGCAGCCAGAAGAGCGGCCGCCGAAAGUCCCACCAGCAGCCGACCAGAAUCACCGGAAGCAGCCGUGCCUGCGAUCCCAGCUCUCCCCAACUUUGCAUCCAUGGAUGUGUCAAACCUGGCACAAACAUUGAAGGACCCUGCUGGCUCAUCCACGGCCGCAAAAACUGCAGCUCCCAACUUCUCCAGACUUGCCGGCCGGGACGUGUCCCCUCCGUCGUCCGUCCAUACGGCUUCUCCUGUCCCAUCCUCAGUCGAGUCGGUCUUCAGUAAUGAUGACGUUUCCAGGAGACCAAGCACUGCUAGUAUGCCUGAGAUGCGCAAACCGCUACCUGUGUCGAAGUCCCCACCGCCCACGACACCUUCUUUCGAGCGGAAAUCUGUACCACAAAUCGUCGAAGUGCCCCCGCCAGAGGAGCCACAGAAGCCUGUGCAGCCUCCACGAUCCUCAUCCAUGCAGUCGCCCGUUGCCCCUGUCCAGCAACCUCCCAUGAGACAUCCAGAAAGAGUGUCUUCUCGUGAUGACCGAAGUAAAACAGCUUCGCCGCAAAGGCCGCCCAUGCCUUCCAAGCAAUCACUGCCAUCCCUUACUGGACGAUCCCCGUCUGCCAAUGCUAUGCCGCCACCUUCACGACCAGCACAAAGCCUUGAACAGCCUUCUCCGCUUCCAGGAAAUGACACGAACACCAGCAAUCUGUCGUUUAUCCCGACGCUAACAGUGGAUAAGCGAGCAGAUAAUAAGAAGAAGGAAGAUGGCAAGAAGUCGAGUUGGAGUUGGCUUUUGGGUAAAGAAGAUGGUGACAAAGAGAAGCCUGAGAAACCCAAGGCCAAAAUCUCGAAACCUCCGCAGCAGCACGACAACACAAGAUUGGACGUGCUUCAAACCUCUAUCGAUGGUGUCGGGAAAGGCCGCGAAAGUUUGGUGUUAGAUCGAGAAAGCUUGAAACUGGACGAAGAGCGCAAGAAGGAAAGCCAGAGAAAAUCGUCCAGUAGUGGCGAGUCCAAAAAGGAAAAGGAAGGAUUGUUUUCAUCCAUCUUUGGUGGGAAGAAGACCAAAGCCGAGAAGGAAAACAGUUCCAAGAAACACCGCGACCGCGGAUUGUCACCGGAGCCGCCUUAUCGAGAACUGAAGCCCGACAUUGAUUACAACUGGACUCGGUUCUCCAUCCUGGAAGAAAGGGCCAUCUACCGCAUGGCGCACAUCAAACUGGCCAAUCCCCGGCGAGCCUUGCAUUCGCAAGUGUUGCUGAGCAACUUCAUGUACAGUUACUUGGCCAAGGUGCAACAGAUGCAUCCCCAGAUGAACUUGCCGACAAGUGCCAAGCAGCAGCGACAACAGCAACAACCACAACCACAAGGUCAAGCUGCUACUAGUACGCAACCAAAGGACCAAGAGACGGAUGAGUAUGCCCAGUACCAGCGUUAUCAGCAGCAGCAGCUGCAGCAGCAAUCGCAAUCCUCUGAUGAGCAGCAGCAGCAGCCGUAUAGUCCACAGCAAGGGGCGAACGGCACCAACACUGGCAGCGGUGAUACAAUUAUAUCUUCCGGUUAUGAAUACCAGACUGGGGCGGAAGGGCAGAGUCCAAGUCAUGGUCAUGGUCAAAGGCCAGGGUCCAGAGGCAGCAAGUUUACUGUGGAAAGUAAUGUGGUUGUGUACGGCGUUAGUGGUGGCGGAGGAGGAGCAGCAGCAUCAGGCGGCGGCAGGCAUAGUAAUCAGCAGCAGCAGUAUUCUCACAGCACCACCAACAAACACCACCAUCUCCACCGUGACCACCAUCAACAGCAACAGCAACAACAACAACAACGACAGGGACACCAAUAUGGGAUGUCUCAUUUGGACGACGACGAUGACGACGACAUGUGGUAA
Messenger RNA from Exophiala dermatitidis NIH/UT8656, 2976 nucleotides. RefSeq lists its product as uncharacterized. The record is from RefSeq and is a predicted model, not a curated record. The coding region runs from base 1 to 2976 and encodes 991 amino acids. The transcript is spliced from 3 exons. Gene Ontology annotation, biological process: positive regulation of G2/M transition of mitotic cell cycle; establishment of cell polarity. NCBI's taxonomy places the organism in Eukaryota, Fungi, Ascomycota, Eurotiomycetes, Chaetothyriales, Herpotrichiellaceae. Gene Ontology annotation, cellular component: cytoplasm; cell septum.